This is a messenger RNA of Penicillium nucicola, 411 nucleotides long. RefSeq lists its product as uncharacterized. The transcript has 2 exons. The record is from RefSeq and is a predicted model, not a curated record. Bases 1 to 411 code for a protein of 136 amino acids. Lineage: Eukaryota; Fungi; Ascomycota; Eurotiomycetes; Eurotiales; Aspergillaceae.
AUGGCUAAUAAUCGCGUUCCGAUCAACUACGAAGUGCCGGCGUUUCCUUCCUUGUACGAUCCCCUUCCGUCGCAUCAUCAUGAGGCCUACUAUCUAUACUACACGACCGAUAUUUGGCGCUUCACAAUGCUCUGGACACUUGUGUUUUACGCCGCGACUCAUCUGACGGUUGCUGCUUGCGCGGUACUGACACAUUGCCGCAAUUGGAGGUUGAUUUGGAUUGUACCUGUGGUUUACAGCUUCAUUGCGGGGCUACAGGGGCUUUUCGCUGGCAGUAUAGUCGGUGUUGUCCUCGGGGCAGUGUAUGAAGCAGGCAAUUUCAGGAUGUCGACUUGGUUACCGAUGGUAUGGGGUGGUGUUAAUGUCAUGGUGUUGGUUGUCACCAGUUUCCCAAUGCAAGGCGGUCUUUGA